This is a messenger RNA of Microcebus murinus (gray mouse lemur), 3610 nucleotides long. It is a transcript of the gene ELL2, whose product is annotated as elongation factor for RNA polymerase II 2. Gene Ontology annotation, cellular component: transcription elongation factor complex. The record is from RefSeq and is a predicted model, not a curated record. Lineage: Eukaryota; Metazoa; Chordata; Mammalia; Primates; Cheirogaleidae. Gene Ontology annotation, biological process: positive regulation of transcription elongation by RNA polymerase II; transcription elongation by RNA polymerase II; snRNA transcription by RNA polymerase II. Gene Ontology annotation, molecular function: cis-regulatory region sequence-specific DNA binding.
UAAGUUGGCGCGUCACCUGGACGUCAGCCUCUCACCUCUCGGACGUCCCGUCCCGGGAGCAAAACUCCUGCGAGUUUGGGCCCCGCCCAGUGAGAGGGGAGGGCGGCCAAUGAGAGCGGUUCUGAAGGGAACGAGGCCAAUGAGACGAGCCCGGGGCGGGGCGCGGGGCCGGAGGGUGGGGCGGGUGGCGGCGGCGGCAGUCCGAGGUCUGGCUGCGCGCAGUAUAUGACAGUACGUCAGCAGCGGGAUGGCCGUAGCUGUGGCGGCGGCUGCAGAAGCCCGAGCAGCCGCGGCCGCAGUGGAGGCUAGAGCCCGAGCGGCGUCGGCGGCGGCACCCCGGGGAGUUUAAGAUGGCGGCAGGGGGGGCAGCGGGCCUGCAGGAGGAGCAACGCUACGGACUGUCGUGCGGGCGGUUGGGGCAGGACAACAUCACCGUACUGCAUGUGAAGCUCACCGAGACGGCGAUCCGGGCGCUCGAGACUUACCAGAGCCACAAGAAUUUAAUUCCUUUUCGACCUUCGAUUCAGUUCCAAGGACUCCAAGGGCUUGUCAAAAUUCCCAAAAAUGAUCCCCUCAAUGAAGUCCAUAACUUUAACUUCUAUUUGUCAAAUGUGGGCAAAGACAACCCACAGGGCAGCUUUGACUGCAUCCAGCAAACGUUCUCCAGCUCCGGAGCCUCUCAGCUCAAUUGCCUGGGAUUUAUACAAGAUAAAAUUACAGUGUGUGCAACAAAUGACUCGUAUCAGAUGACACGAGAAAGAAUGACCCAGGCAGAGGAGGAAUCCCGCAACCGAAGCACAAAAGUUAUCAAACCCGGGGGACCAUAUGUAGGGAAAAGAGUGCAGAUUCGGAAAGCACCGCAAGCCGUUUCAGAUGCAGUGCCUGAGAGGAAAAGGUCAACCCCUAUGAACCCUGCAAAUACAAUUCGAAAGACACAUGGCAGCAGCAGUGUCUCUCAGCGGCCAUAUAGGGACAGAGUGAUUCACUUACUGGCCCUGAAGGCCUACAAGAAACCUGAACUGCUUGCUAGACUCCAAAAAGAUGGCGUCAAUCAAAAAGACAAGAACUCCCUGGGAGCAAUUCUGCAACAGGUAGCCAAUCUAAAUCCCAAGGACCUCUCGUAUACCUUAAAGGAUUAUGUUUUUAAAGAGCUUCAAAGAGAUUGGCCUGGAUACAAUGAAAUAGACAGACGGUCAUUGGAGUCGGUGCUUUCUAGAAAACUAAAUCCAUCUCAGAAUGCUGCCAGCACCAGCCGUUCAGAAUCUCCAGUAUGUUCUAAUAGAGACGCUAUAUCUUCUCCUCAGAAACGGCCUUUGGAUUCAGAUUUUAUUGAUCCUUUAAUGAAUAAAAAAGCCCGAAUAUCUCAUUUGACGAACAGAGUACCGCCAACACUAAAUGGUCAUUUGAAUCCCACCAGUGAAAAAUCUGCUGCAGGCCUCCCGCCGCCCCCUGCAGCUGCCGCCAUCCCCACCCCUCCGCCGCUGCCUUCAACCCAUCUGCCCGUCUCACAUCCUCCCCAGAUUGUAAAUUCUAACUCCAAUUCCCCUAGCACUCCAGAAGGCCGGGGGACUCAAGACCUACCUGUUGACAGUUUUAGUCAAAAUGGUAGCAUCUAUGAGGACCAGCAAGACAAAUAUACCUCUAGGACUUCUCCGGAAACCUUACCCCCUGGUUCAGUUCUACUAAAGUGUCCAAAACCUAUGGAAGAAAACCAUUCAGUGUCUCACAAAAAGUCCAAAAAGAAGUCUAAAAAACACAAGGAAAAGGACCAAAUAAAAAAGCACGACAUUGAGACUGUUGAAGAAAAGGAAGAAGACCUUAAAAGAGAAGAGGAAAUUGCCAACCCAAGUAACUCCAGUCCGAAUCCCAGUGGAGGAGUUAAAGAGGGUUGCAUUGCCUCCACGGAACGUUCAACAAUUGAACUCCCAGAUUAUUUGAUAAAAUAUAUCGCUAUCGUCUCCUAUGAACAACGCCAGAAUUACAAGGAUGACUUCAAUGCUGAGUAUGAUGAGUACAGAGCUUUGCAUGCCAGGAUGGAGACUGUAGCUAGAAGAUUUAUAAAACUAGAUGCGCAAAGAAAGCGCCUUUCUCCGGGCUCAAAAGAGUAUCAGAGUGUUCAUGAAGAAGUUUUACAAGAAUAUCAGAAGAUCAAGCAGUCUAGUCCCAAUUACCAUGAAGAAAAAUACAGAUGCGAAUAUCUUCAUAACAAGCUGGCUCACAUCAAGAGACUAAUAGGUGAAUUUGACCAACAACAAGCAGAGUCAUGGCACUAGACCUCUGCUUGGACCAGAAGAUGUGAAUAAACUUAAUUAAGCUUAUUUAUUUAAAAUUCCAAAUGAGUUGCUCUAGAUUCUAAAAAGAUGAAACUUUGUCUGUUGAAAAGUUUCAGUAUUAGUAAACAUGAGGUUUUUUUUUUUUGUUUUUUUUUUCCAUUUUACUUUGCUUCCCUGCAUUUCGAAGCUGCUUUUUUCUGGUCUUUCUCCCCCUCAAGACUUGUGUUUGUUAAUAGAAAUAAUUUUAUAGGUAUUGGGGAUCCAGUGUCUAUACUUCAAAUCAGUUUUUUUUCCUCAAAAACUUGUGUUUGUCAUUAGAAAUGAUUUUUUAGAUAUUGGGGAUCCAAUGUUCACACUUAAAAGUUGUGUGUGUUUGAAAAAAAGAGUAACGUGCAAGGUGAAAUGCUUUUGGAUAAACAUAAGCCUAUUUUCUGACCUUUCUUAAUGCGAACUCUUUGCCUUAAGUGGUAGAAUAUUUAGAAAUUUGCACAAAAUACAAAAAAAAUUAAAACAUUGUCUUGGAGGGUUAAAAAAUAGAAAGGUAUAUGAGAUAUGUAUAUGUGUCUAGAUUUACAUACGCAUAUGUAUUUACAGACUGACUCGAUCUAGAACAUUAAAUCCACCCUGCAAGUUAACCCCCCAUUGCAAUGGUUGCCUUAAGGUGUUUGCUAGUUAUGUACAUAGUGUGGUUAAUCAUUAGCUACACUGCUUCCCACUUGAUUAGAGCAACGGGAAGCAUACUGUGGCCUACCAGCGUCUGGAAGUGUGUGCUCAACCUGUAUGUGUGCAGAGGUGGUGUGGAUGUGAGCGUGCAUGAAGGAAAAAAAGCUGCUACUUUCAGUAGGCCAAACGCUCAGGUUAAACAACUGACGAGUGUUACUGUAGGGUUUGUUUUGUUUUUGUUUUUGUUUUCUGUCAAAUUGCUACUUCUUUUGUGGAAGACAAAAGCAUUUCCAUUUCAACAGUUUGUCAGCUUUAUUAAUGUCGGGCAAAAAUUGAUAUGUUAUGAAAAUGAAACAGAUCUAUAGUUUUGGGGCAAAAUUAUAAAAUUAAAUGUGUAGGUAACCUAUUUAUAUACUGCUAUAAAGUAUUUUUUGAAGAGAGAUAUGCAAAGAAACUAUUACCUACAUGAGAUGUAUAUUUAAAGAUUUUUUUUUUCAUCCUGGGUGCCAGGAAUAUAAAGAAGAGUGGAUAUAUUUAACCAUAACAUACUGUGAUUCAUCAAACAGCACAAGCUUUCAUUUCAUGGAGUUUAUCUGUUGACGUUGAUUUAAACUAUCACUUGUUUUAUCAUGUGGGAACAUAAGUUAUGUGGUCAAAAAUAUAAGGAUUUUGAA